UCUGCCUUUCACAGAGGGAGAGAGAAAAAGAAAGACAAAGAAAGAAAGAAAUAGGGGUUUUCACUUCUCUUAUUCUUCCUUUUUUUCAAUCGACCCUUUUCUUCUUUUCAAUUUUCCACUCUCUCUUCUUCAACAUCAACUUCAUCAUAACAUAUCUCUUAAUCCAAACCAAACCCACUUCUGUUUCAUCUCUAAUUCUUUCAUGGAUCCACAGAUCUAAGUGCUUUCAGACAACCCACUUUGAUAUUUUGUACAACUUCAGAGAUCCCCUUCAUCUUGUUUCUCUUCUUCAGCUUUUGCUCAUUUAUGGGAGCUUCCAUUGAUGUGUUAACUGCUGGUGUAUGAUUCUGUGAUUUUAACCAUCAGAACAGCUGAAGAAAUUGAAUUCAGUGAGUUUAAAUUGAUUUUGUUCCUUAUAUUCAGAUGCGGAUAUUUUGGAGGGUUGUUUGGGUGAGAUGAGGGAUGUUCUCAGAGUUGAUGAACUUUCUGAGAGCUUGUUUUCGACCGAGGUCGGAUCGACAUGUACACAAGGGUUCCGAUGCUGGUGGUCGACAGGAUGGUCUCCUAUGGUACAAAGAUAGUGGGCAGCAUGCCAAUGGUGAGUUUUCAAUGGCUGUAGUUCAGGCUAACAAUUUACUUGAGGAUCAAAGCCAGAUGGAGUCGGGCAAUUUGAGCUUGCACGAGGCCGGGCCAUAUGGUACUUUUGUUGGUGUAUAUGACGGGCAUGGAGGGCCCGAGACAUCUCGUUAUGUAAAUGAUCACCUUUUCCAGCAUCUUAAAAGGUUUACUUCAGAGCAACAAUCCAUGUCAGUGGAUGUCAUACGGAAGGCAUUUCAAGCUACUGAAGAGGGGGUCAUUGCUCAAGUUUCGAAACAAUGGUCAAUGAGGCCACAAAUUGCAGCUGUUGGAUCUUGCUGCCUUGUCGGUGUAAUUUGUGGAGGAACCCUUUACAUUGCCAACCUUGGCGAUUCACGAGCUGUUUUAGGGAGAGUUGUAAAAGCGACAGGGGAAGUUUUGUCUGUUCAGUUGUCGGCUGAGCAUAAUGCAUCUAUAGAGUCUGUGAGGCAGGAGCUCCGUGCCCUGCAUCCUGAUGAUCCACAGAUUGUAGUCUUGAAGCAUAAUGUAUGGCGCGUUAAGGGCCUGAUACAGGUUUCUCGAUCUAUUGGUGAUGUCUAUUUAAAGAGAGCUGAGUUUAACCGAGAGCCUCUUUAUGCUAAGUUUCGCCUUCGUGAACCUAUCAAAAAGCCCAUACUGAGCGCCGAACCAUCUAUUUCAGUGCUCCAAUUGCAGCCACAGGAUCAAUUUAUUAUAUUUGCUUCAGAUGGGCUCUGGGAACACCUUAGCAAUCAGGAAGCUGUUGAUAUUGUCCAAAACCAUCCACGUAAUGGAAGUGCAAGGAGGCUGGUGAAAGCAGCACUACAAGAAGCAGCAAAGAAGAGAGAAAUGAGAUACUCAGAUUUGAAGAAGAUUGACCGGGGAGUACGGCGACAUUUCCACGAUGACAUCACAGUGAUUGUUGUUUUUCUCGACUCAAACCUUGUGAGCCGAGCUAGCUCUACAAAAUGUGCAAGCCUAUCAGUGCGAGGGGGUGGAGUUAACUUACGUCCAAACUCAUUGGCCCCCUGCACCACACCAUCAGACACUGGCAUGGCCUGAUUUGGCUAUAUCAUCUGAUGUUUGUUUGUCUGUUGCAUUGUUCUCAUAUGUGAAUACAAGGUAGCUUCCAACAGAGAUAAAAUGGAGCCAGGCAUCAAUCCUUUUACUAUACUUUGUAACUCUUAACUCAAAAAGAAGAAAAAAGAAAGAAAGAAAGAAAAAAGCUUCAGCUUUCUGUCCAAACCAAAGCAACUGAAGUAGACAGCUUCAAGUUGCCUGUAAUUGUAGCUAAUUCCUUGGCAUAUUUCAUAUCCUUCCCAUUAUUUUUUUUUAUCUUUUACCCAUUUUGCUCACUACUUAGCUCCUGUAAAUUGUAUGUAUGAUGACUAUGGAAAUUCAGUUUUGCUUGUUUUGAUCUGUGUCAAUUCAUGCUGAACUGCCUAAUGUGUUAUUACAUCUUUGCUUAUUUAUGAAGCCACUUGAAUGGUUGAUUGUUA
Cucumis melo (muskmelon) is the source of this 2093-nucleotide messenger RNA. RefSeq names its product probable protein phosphatase 2C 60. The record is from RefSeq and is a predicted model, not a curated record. Lineage: Eukaryota; Viridiplantae; Streptophyta; Magnoliopsida; Cucurbitales; Cucurbitaceae. Gene Ontology annotation, biological process: protein dephosphorylation. Gene Ontology annotation, molecular function: cation binding; protein serine/threonine phosphatase activity. The transcript is spliced from 5 exons. Bases 463 to 1656 code for a protein of 397 amino acids.